Molecule: messenger RNA, 906 nt
Organism: Gracilinanus agilis (Agile Gracile Mouse Opossum)
Lineage: Eukaryota; Metazoa; Chordata; Mammalia; Didelphimorphia; Didelphidae
Product: vomeronasal type-1 receptor 4-like
Exons: 1
Coding region: 1-906 (301 amino acids)
Biological process (GO): G protein-coupled receptor signaling pathway
Cellular component (GO): membrane
Molecular function (GO): pheromone receptor activity
Source: RefSeq, a predicted model, not a curated record
AUGAUGACUUAUGAUGAAAUUCUGGGAAUCAUAUAUAUACAAGUAACUGGAGUUGGACUUCUAUGGAACUGUGUUGUCCUAUUCCUAAACAUCUAUAAUUUCCUCAUUGCUCAUAGGAUGAGACCUAAAAACCUAAUUAUCAGCCAUUUGACCUUUUCCAAUGCUAUAUUGCUUCUCUUUGGAGGAAUACCCAGUGCAACAAGGAUUUGGAGAAUGAAAUGUUUACUAGAAGAACUAGGGAUUAGAAUCAUAACAUAUAUUCAGACAAUGGGUCGAAGUCUCUCCCUUGGUAGCACCUGUCUCUUGAGUGCCUUCCAGGCCAUCACCAUUAGUCCCAACAACUCCAGAUGGGCACAGCUCAAAAUUAAAGCACAAAAAUACAUCACUUCGUGCAUUCUUCUAUGUUGGGUACUCAAUCUACUUUUAAGUGGGAUUGUAUUUUUCUGCCAAAUUAGCCCCCAAAAUAGUACAGACAGCGAGUAUGGAUGUAACACUGGAUAUAGGUCCCUAGAUAUGAAUAAUGAGAAUAACUUGAAAAUUAGAAUCUUUACAUGUUUCCAUGAUUCUUUGUUUCUGUGUCUCAUGACUUGUUCUAGUGUCUAUAUGGUUGUAAUACUGUACAGACACAAGAGAUAUGUCGAACAUAUUCAUAAUAGUCAAUCCACCAAAAUAUCAGCUGAAACCAGAGCCACUCAAGCUAUCCUACUUCUAGUGAGCACUUUUGUUUUGUUUAAUGUAUUCAGUCCAAUUUUUAUGCUGUAUAUGUCCUAUUUUAAAUACCCAAACACUCGGAUGAUACAUACCUCAGUCUUUCUUUCUUUGGGAUAUCCAACAGUCAGCCCUUUUCUUCUUAUUAGUGUUGAUAAACAGAUUACUGAGGCUUGUACAAACUCACUGAGAGACUGA